GUAAAUACAACGGAAUAAAACAGCAUGGGAACAUUUUCAAGCUCAGAGUCCUCUUGUAAUCACUCGCAACAUUGUUCUUCUAGAUCCUCAAAUAACUGCAGAAUCCCCGCAAAUCCUCAGACAAGAAUGGCUCCUCAAGUGACAUAUGAACAAUUAAAAAGAAGAAUUAUGUAUCUCGAGGGAGAGAUUCAUAAAAUGGAGGGACAAUUGGAAGCAUCUGAUUUACAUAAUAGAAUGCUGUGGACAGAUGUAGAGAACUUUUAUAAAGGCAUGAGGAAAGACUCUGAGGAGUUCCAGAGGAAAAUUGAUCAGAGAAAAGUGCGGUUUAGAAAUGGAUUGAGAAAGAUUCAAGACCAGGAAAGAAUUACCAGGGAACAUGAGGAAAGGUCGUAGGAAUGGUGAAAAGUGGUUGAGUUUACUUUAGCCGAGUGAAGGAGAGAAGGUUCGGGUAGCAGAAACGAGUAGGAAAGAGGCUAGAAAGGCAAGAGAAACUUAUUACGGAUGGUGUAAAUAUGGAGAGAAGACGGAAGAGAAGCCACGAAAAGAUAUGCUUGGAUUUUUGGUGAAGGAAUUAAAUUCUUUGAAUGCAGCUAUUGGGACAUUGAAGGAUGAGAUUAUGGCGAGAAGAAUGUGAGAGGAAUCUACAGGGGAAUCUUUAGUCCUUGUACGCAGGUAAAGGGAUAUUUUGCUUUUAGAGGUUGGGAAGUCGAGAGAGUACCUAGAUUGAAACAUCAUAGAGGAUAGACUAGGAUAAUAUUGUUAUUUCAUCCAUUCA
Messenger RNA from Botrytis cinerea B05.10, 775 nucleotides. RefSeq lists its product as hypothetical. The record is from RefSeq and is a predicted model, not a curated record. Lineage: Eukaryota; Fungi; Ascomycota; Leotiomycetes; Helotiales; Sclerotiniaceae. The transcript has a single exon. Bases 25 to 393 code for a protein of 122 amino acids.